AUGAGUCUUCCACUGCUGAAGCUUGGCGCUGUGCUUAGCACCAUGGCAAUGAUAUCAAACUGGAUGUCCCAAACUCUCCCAUCCUUGGUAGGACUGAACACCACGAGGCUAUCAACGCCAGAUACCUUAGUAAGUCACUCCGGUGGUUCAGAAAAGUUUACACUAUUUAUUAGUCCCAAAGAAGGGUGGCAGGUAUACAGCUCAGCACAGGAUCCUGAUGGACGAUGCAUUUGCACAGUGGUUGCUCCAGAACAAAACCUGUGCUCCCGGGAUGCCAAAAGCAGGCAGCUUCGCCAGCUGCUGGAAAAGGUUCAAAACAUGUCUCAGUCUAUUGAAGUCUUAAACUUGAGAACUCAGAGAGAUUUCCAAUAUGUUCUAAAAAUGGAAACCCAAAUGAAAGGGCUGAAGGCCAAGUUUCGGCAGAUUGAAGAUGACCGGAAGACACUAAUGACCAAGCAUUUUCAAGAGUUGAAAGAGAAGAUGGACGAGCUCCUGCCCUUGAUUCCUGUGCUGGAACAGUACAAAACAGAUGCCAGGUUAAUCACCCAGUUCAAGGAGGAGAUCCGGAAUCUGUCUGCCGUCCUCACUGGAAUUCAGGAGGAAAUUGGAGCCUAUGACUAUGAGGAACUACAUCAAAGGGUGCUUAGCUUGGAAACCAGACUUCGUGACUGUAUGAAAAAGCUAACAUGUGGAAAACUGAUGAAAAUCACAGGCCCAGUUACAGUCAAGACAUCUGGAACCCGAUUUGGCGCUUGGAUGACAGAUCCCUUAGCAUCUGAAAAAAAUAACAGAGUUUGGUACAUGGACAGUUAUACUAACAAUAAAAUUGUCCGCGAGUACAAAUCAAUUGCAGACUUUGUCAGUGGGGCCGAAUCAAGGACAUACAACCUCCCUUUCAAAUGGGCAGGAACUAACCAUGUUGUCUACAAUGGCUCACUCUAUUUUAACAAGUAUCAGAGUAACAUCAUCAUCAAAUACAGCUUUGAUAUGGGGAGAGUGCUUGCCCAAAGAAGCCUGGAGUAUGCUGGUUUUCACAACGUUUACCCUUACACAUGGGGUGGGUUCUCUGACAUCGACCUAAUGGCUGAUGAAAUCGGGCUGUGGGCUGUGUAUGCAACUAACCAGAAUGCAGGCAAUAUUGUCAUCAGCCAACUUAACAAAGAUACCUUGGAGGUAAUGAAGAGCUGGAGCACUGGCUAUCCCAAGAGAAGUGCGGGGGAAUCCUUCAUGAUCUGUGGGACACUAUAUGUCACUAACUCCCACUUAACUGGAGCCAAGGUGUAUUAUUCUUAUUCCACCAAAACCUCCACAUAUGAGUACACGGACAUUCCCUUUCAUAACCAAUACUUUCACAUAUCCAUGCUUGACUACAAUGCAAGAGAUAGAGCUCUUUAUGCCUGGAACAAUGGUCACCAGGUCCUAUUCAAUGUCACCCUUUUCCACAUCAUUAAGACUGAGGAUGACACAUAA
This is a messenger RNA of Kogia breviceps (pygmy sperm whale), 1470 nucleotides long. Lineage: Eukaryota; Metazoa; Chordata; Mammalia; Artiodactyla; Physeteridae. The record is from RefSeq and is a predicted model, not a curated record.